This is a messenger RNA of Ambispora gerdemannii, 1098 nucleotides long. NCBI's taxonomy places the organism in Eukaryota, Fungi, Glomeromycota, Glomeromycetes, Archaeosporales, Ambisporaceae. The record is from the annotation of a GenBank genome assembly.
AUGCGUCGAGCAAAGGUAUUCUCUGGCUCUUCACACGAAGAACUUGCGAUUUCCAUAUGUGAAAAGCUUGGCAUCGGCUCUCCUGCUCCAGUCAGUCUAAAGAAAUUUUCUAAUCAAGAGACUUCAGUGGAAAUUGGUUGUUCAGUCCGAAAUGAAGACGUGUUUAUAAUUCAAUCGGGCUCGACACAUAUUAACGAUCACCUCAUGGAAUUGCUCAUUAUGAUUUCAGCUUGUAAAGGUGCAUCGGCAAGUCGCUUAACUGUCGCGGGAGUAGAUCACAUUAUAACAAUGGACCUCCAUGCAUCUCAAAUACAAGGAUUUUUUAAUAAACCCGUAGAUAACCUGUAUGCUGAACCUACUAUUGCUAAGUGGAUUCAAGACACCGUUCCUGGUUAUUCGAAGGGAGUGGUAGUUAGUAAAAAUCCAGGUGGUGCUAAGAGAGUGACAUCUCUUGCAGAUCGUCUCAAACUUGAUUUUGCUCUUAUUCACACCGAUCGAACACGUAUGCAUCAUCAACAACCUAUUAAACCUUCUGUCAUCGAGGAACAUCAUUCAGAAGAUAAUAAUAGUAAUAACAGUAACACGAACGAAUUCCCUGACACGUAUAAUGUCGUAUCAGCAAUUAUAAAUAGUCGGGCGAUAGAUGACGAGGACGAAGAAGAUGACGAGUUACAUUCGCUCACGAUUAGCACCUCAACAUCUGUCACUGGAGAAGCAAUAUCUCUUGAUGAUAUGGAAUCUAGUACUAUCACGUUAGUUGGUGAUGUGGCCGGUCGAGUAGCAUUUAUAGUCGAUGACAUGAUUGAUAGAGCUGCUUCGUUCAUAUCAGCAGCAGAUCAUAUAUUCCACAGAUGUAAUGCCAAAAAAGUGUACGUGAUUGCAACACAUGGAAUUUUGAGUGGAGACAGUAUCAAGGAAAUAGAAAAUUGCCAGAGCAUUCACCAACUGGUGGUCACAAACUCAUUUCCGAUCUCGCUCGAAAAACGUCGCCAAUCUUCCAAAUUAGUAAUCAUCGAUGUUUCCGGGACCUUGGCUGAGGCAAUCCGACGAACGCAUAAUGGCGAAAGUAUCAGUUAUCUUUUUGAUACACCAGUUUGA